CCCGCCUCCCGAGCAGCCGGGCAGAGGUUAAAUUUUUAGAAGUUAUUAAGCCAUUCUGUGCAGUGUUACCUGAAAUCCAGAAACCAGAAAGAAAGAUCCAGUUCAGAGAGAAGGUGCUAUGGACGGCCAUCACGCUCUUCAUUUUCUUAGUAUGCUGCCAGAUACCUUUGUUUGGCAUCAUGUCCUCAGAUUCCGCAGAUCCGUUCUAUUGGAUGCGAGUCAUUCUUGCGUCAAACAGAGGUACUUUGAUGGAAUUAGGUAUCUCACCCAUUGUGACAUCUGGUUUGAUCAUGCAGCUCCUAGCUGGAGCGAAGAUCAUUGAAGUUGGAGAUACUCCAAAAGACAGAGCCUUGUUCAAUGGAGCUCAGAAAUUAUUUGGGAUGAUUAUUACCAUUGGGCAAGCCAUUGUGUAUGUUAUGACUGGAAUGUAUGGAGAUCCUGCUGAAAUGGGUGCUGGAAUUUGUCUUCUUAUUAUAAUUCAGCUGUUUGUUGCUGGUUUGAUUGUGUUGCUGUUAGAUGAGUUGCUACAGAAAGGUUAUGGCUUGGGAUCUGGGAUUUCCCUGUUCAUUGCUACCAAUAUCUGUGAAACCAUUGUCUGGAAGGCUUUCAGUCCCACCACCAUCAACACUGGCAGAGGAACAGAGUUUGAAGGUGCUGUCAUUGCAUUAUUUCAUCUUCUGGCUACAAGAACUGACAAAGUCCGGGCUCUGCGGGAAGCAUUUUACCGGCAGAAUUUGCCCAAUCUUAUGAAUCUGAUUGCUACAGUGUUUGUAUUUGCUGUAGUCAUUUAUUUCCAGGGAUUUCGUGUUGAUUUACCCAUCAAGUCUGCACGAUACCGUGGGCAGUACAGCAGCUAUCCUAUCAAGCUCUUCUAUACCUCCAACAUUCCCAUCAUUCUGCAGUCUGCAUUAGUUUCAAACCUCUAUGUUAUUUCCCAGAUGCUGUCUGUUCGGUUUAGUGGCAACUUCUUGGUGAAUUUACUAGGACAGUGGGCAGAUGUCAGUGGUGGUGGUCCUGCUCGCUCUUACCCUGUUGGUGGCCUGUGUUACUACUUGUCCCCACCAGAAUCCAUGGGUGCAAUAUUUGAGGAUCCUGUCCAUGUCAUAGUUUAUAUAAUAUUUAUGUUAGGAUCUUGUGCGUUCUUCUCGAAGACUUGGAUUGAGGUGUCUGGUUCAUCAGCGAAGGAUGUUGCCAAGCAACUCAAAGAACAGCAAAUGGUGAUGAGAGGCCACCGGGAUACUUCAAUGGUGCAUGAGCUUAACAGGUACAUCCCUACAGCAGCUGCAUUUGGUGGUCUGUGCAUUGGUGCGCUUUCCGUGCUGGCUGACUUUCUAGGAGCCAUUGGGUCGGGCACUGGCAUUCUGCUGGCAGUCACUAUUAUUUAUCAGUAUUUUGAAAUCUUUGUAAAAGAACAAGCUGAAGUUGGAGGAGUAGGUGCAUUAUUUUUCUAGAUGUCCAAAUAUUUCAUGGGUUGUGUGAAAGGGAAGGUAUUUUGACAAUAUGUGUCAUUUAGUCAAAUAAUGCUCUUUUCUUUUUACUUGGUUUUAAGUGCUACGUGUCCCAUUACUGUAAUGGGCAUUGAGCAAUGCCUGUGUGCAGCAUUAGUACCAGCUGCCUUAAGAAUCAAGUUUACAUUAUCUUGUUUGAGUAUUAUCUGGUGUUGCCUGUAAUGCUGGAAACCAAUUCAUCUACCUUGCUGUUCAAACACUACAGUGAGAUGGUAAAAUGUAUCAGUUCAGUAAUGGUUAAGCGUUUUUGCACACAGCAUUAAAAUGUCAACUUUAGUUCCCUGUCCUUAACAGGAAAAAAUAAUUCAAAAUCUAAGAGUUUGGAUUUGCCACGUGCCAGUAUUCCUGACAAAAUGAAUUUGUAGUCUGUAUUUGACAUUAAGUUUUUACUUUUUAAACUUGCAUUUCCCCACCACUGAACUCAGCACUCCUUAUUCCUUUGUGGUGUCUCCACCCAGGCACCAUUCUCUUAGCUCCAAGCAAAUACUUUACCAGAGACUGAUACCCAUCUCACCUGAGAGUUGGUUUUGUGGUGGGUGCAUCACAUGGCCCUGGGCCUCCUGUGGGACAGCACUGGAGCUGCUGUCAUGCUAGCAAGUCAGCCCAGUAGUUUUGUUUAAACCUGUACUUGUGAAAACUGUGCCACUGAAACUUCAUGUCCACUUCGCUUUUGUGAGUCUAAAGAACGAGGCUUGGUUCCUGAAGCAGUGUUCAUAGAGGGGAAA
Messenger RNA from Indicator indicator, 2233 nucleotides. RefSeq names its product SEC61 translocon subunit alpha 2 (gene SEC61A2). Gene Ontology annotation, molecular function: signal sequence receptor activity; ribosome binding; transmembrane protein transporter activity. The record is from RefSeq and is a predicted model, not a curated record. Gene Ontology annotation, biological process: post-translational protein targeting to membrane, translocation; SRP-dependent cotranslational protein targeting to membrane, translocation. Bases 180 to 1451 code for a protein of 423 amino acids. NCBI's taxonomy places the organism in Eukaryota, Metazoa, Chordata, Aves, Piciformes, Indicatoridae. Gene Ontology annotation, cellular component: membrane; Sec61 translocon complex. The transcript has 12 exons.